GGGUUUGGCAUUGUUUAGCCUUUAGGGCUUCUUUCUAACGCUGGAGCUCGAAACACUAACGAAACUCAGACUCUCUCUGUAGCCGGAGACUUGAUUCACCGAGAGAGAGAGGAGAAGAGUUUAGAAGCAAUGGAGGGAGCAGAAGAAGCCGGGGCCGAGAUGACGGUCGAUUCAAAGGACUUACAGCAACAAAGCAAAGCUUUAGAUAAGCUUACCGAUCGCGUCGAGGAUCGCCAGCUCGAUUCUAAUCGUGUUCAAUCGGCUAUGGCUUCGAUUGGUGCUUCUAGGGAGGCUGAUCUUAAUGCUAAGAGAUUGAGGGAGAAGGAACUGGCUUCUGUUAAGAUCAAUGCCGCAGAUGUUGAGCUCAUUGUUAACGAACUUGAGCUGGAAAAGAAUGUGGUGGAGAGAACUCUAAGGGAGCACAAAGGCGAUGCAGUUGCUGCGACAAGGGAGUUGCUUUCACGAUAUCCUCUAUGAUGGGACCAGUACCAGCAUUUCUCGCUAGUUCUUUGUGUGUGCUAGGUCGAGAGACUUGAGAGUUAUGUAACCAAAUAUUAAAUUGAGUUUUGAAAUUUCAUUGCUGAAUAAGUCUUCUUCCCUGAGUAUAAAUCCCUCAGUAAAAUGUUUGCUCCAGAAUUUAUAUGUUGCGAUUUGGAUAUCAAAAGGUAACAAUCCUGUGAUAAACAUUCUUUUUUUU
Messenger RNA from Brassica oleracea var. oleracea, 697 nucleotides. Its product is annotated as huntingtin-interacting protein K. The record is from RefSeq and is a predicted model, not a curated record. NCBI's taxonomy places the organism in Eukaryota, Viridiplantae, Streptophyta, Magnoliopsida, Brassicales, Brassicaceae. The transcript is spliced from 4 exons. Gene Ontology annotation, biological process: negative regulation of apoptotic process; protein stabilization. Bases 130 to 477 code for a protein of 115 amino acids.